UUACACAAUAAAAAUAUUGUGAGAACGGAGCUGCGAAACCCAACGAUUUGGCAACUAGUUCGCAUAAAGCUUGCAGUUUGAACUUAAAUACUAAGUUGACGGUUCAAGUGAUAGUUUCGUGGAUUUAGAUGAAGUUGUGAAAAUAAGAAGAGAAGAGCAGCCAAAAUUACGUGACCAGACAUUGAGCCAAAAAUGGCAAAUUUGGUGAUUAUUGCGUUAUUGGCAACAACGGUCGCAGGGAUGCCCCCUUUAAAGCAAGGUAACCUUGACUGCGACUGCGCUGCGAGAAUCUGUGUCCCAGUUUUAAAGUGUGAGGAUGGAUUCAUUGGAAAAGAUGAGUGCAAAUGUUGCAACAUUUGCAUUAAGAAAAAAGAAAUGUCAAAGUGUGGUGGUAUCGAUAACAUGGGUGGAGCAUGCGACAAGGGGAUGAUUUGCCGGAUUCGGCACCCAAAUUCAGGCGAAAACAUUCAUUUGCCAAUAGAGGCAAAAUAUGGCAGAUGUGAAAAAGCGGCAUGCAGAGAUGUAACCUGUGGAAAGCAUCAAUGGUGUUCCGUUAUGAACGGCAAGCCUACUUGCAGCUGUCAUUUAAAAUGCAAUGAGCGUAAGAAGGAGCCAGUUUGUGGAUUGAAAGACGGGAAGAACUACCCUAACCACUGCGUCGUCAGAAAGCACGAAUGUGAAACACAGAAAGAUAUCGGCUACCUGCCAGGCCCAUGUGUCCCAUGCCAACUAAACAAUAAAGAAUACAAGUUUGGAGAUGUUGUUCCUUCUGGCGAACAGUGUGAAAGUUGCACUUGUAGACACGGUAGAUGGAUAUGCUCUUUUAGCCUGUCUUGUUUGAAAAAGGAAGUUUACAAGGGCUACGAAUGCACUGGAUAUACUAAGUUGCACGACGAAAUACUAUGUGGUGACGGGUUUAAGUGCAAGUUCACGAAGAUGAGCGAUGGAAAAGCUGGCCUACCAGACCUCGGUGUCUGCGAGAGACUGAACCCAGCCAAGACAUGCGGGCUCCCUUCAGAGUCUGGAAGCUGCUACGGCUAUUUUAAAAGAUGGUAUUUUGACGUCAAAAGCAGGGCUUGUAAGAAAUUUAUCUAUGGAGGCUGUGAGGGAAACGACAACAGAUUUAAAUCUCUUGGUGUAUGUAAACAAAUUUGCAGUGGAUACACGGGACCUGAAAUAAAUCCCGACAUAAUCAUAAAGGAUGAAACAGAAAUUCCAGUUGUGCCAGAGAAGCCCCUUGUACCUGUAAAACCUGAUGUAAAACCGGACAUAAAACCGGAUAGAAAACCGGAUUUACCUGACGUCCCAUCAAAACCGGAUGUCCCAAAAGUGCCAGUGAAACCUGAUGUCCCAAAAGUGCCAAUGAAACCUGAUGUCCCAAAAGUGCCAAUGAAACCCCAUAUCCCAAAAGUGCCAGUGAAGCCUGAUUUCCCAAAAGUGCCAGUGAAACCUGAUGUCCCAGAAGUGCCAGAAAAACCUGAUAUCCCAGAAAACCCCAAAAUGCCAGAAAAGCCCAGCGUUACCGAAAUCCCUCCAAUCGCGGCAUUUGAAUUAUCUAAAAAAACAAAAAUUGGCAAUAUUGGCAAAUUUUCUGUGGAGUCACCAGACGCUCCCAUUCAAGUAAGACGGUCUGCACCUGCCAUAAAAGUAUCAGUCAAAAAGGAACCACUUUCGGGAUGCAAAUUCCAGAACAAUACUUACAAGGCAGGAGAGGAGUUUAUUUCUGGAGACUGCAGAGGAAAGUGCAAAUGUUAUGGCGACAAUAAUUUGGGAUGUGUAUCGUUAUGCCCCCCAGAGCAAGUAGUCUGUGGACCGAACGAAAAGCGUGUUCAAGUUAAAGUGCCUGUUGGCUCAUCAAAGUGUACAUGCACAAGAGACAGAUGUGUUAAAUCAGAGCUUGAACCAAUGCCGUUUACCAAAGAUCAAGAUAAACCACAAGAUGUUACGAAGCCAGAGUAUUCUGACGAAGUUAUCACAAUCCGUGGCAAAGUUACUUUCGAGAAAUCACCGGGAAAGCUGCCUACACCAUCAUGUCUUCGUGUUGUCUUUGAAGACGUAUCGGUACAAGAUGACGGAUCUGUCGUGUACAAAACCGAGGAAUUCAACGUAUCAAAUUCAGACAUCAGCGCCCAUUAUGACUACAAGUUCAAGACAAAAAAGCCAAAGACACACCAUGAAUUCUAUGCUGUAAGUGCUGUUCUAAAUGUAGGCUGGUGUGCCUCCCCAGACUCGAAUGACUGGAUCAGGAAUUUUGAUUUUCUGUCCGAUUCAACAAUUUAUGUUCCUUUACGUGAUGGUACAACAGAUUAUGAAGUCGACGUGCCAGUAAUAUAUUAUUGUAGGGGAAAGAAAUGUCCUGCAACGAACGAAAAAGCACAACCUGAAGCCAAAAGUGAGAUUCUUGGGGAAACACCCCCCAUACCUGAUCUUCUAAUAGAUCCCUAUGAAAGCCCUGAACCUCCUCAUGGAAUUCUUGGAGAUCCAACGGAAGCGGACUGGGUAGAUGAUUACGUUCGGGCUCCAGAAUACGGGCCUGGGAAUAUAACUAUCCAUGGAAAGUUAAAAUUCAACAAAUCUCCUGGCAAGCUUCCUAAAAAGUCCUGUUUACGUAUCAGUUUCCAAGAUACUGGAUUGGCUGAUACUUCAAGUGUAUCAUACAAGGAAGAUGUACUGGAUCUCUCUGGUGUUGAAAUUGGAAAUGUCUAUGAAUACAAGCUUAUGUCCAGGAGACCACAGAGAACGUUUGGAUUCAGUGUUAGCGCUACUCUCAAUGUUGGCUGGUGUCCGGAUAAGGACUCGAAACAAUGGCUGAAAAAUAAAGACUUCCUUACUGACACUAUGUUUAACGUUAAGUUAAAACCAGAUUCGGUUAAUUAUGAAAAGGACCUGAACCUGGUGUAUUACUGUUAUGGAGCUGAUUGCCCUGUAAAGAAGCCUAAGAAGUUACCUAGCAAGAUUGAGUCAAAGUCAGACUUGAAAGACCAACUAAAUAUGCCACCCAUUCAGUUUUCGAGUGAGAUUUCAGAGAAGCCAGAAUACCCGAAGACAGGUUCUUCUGACGCGUGGAGUGUUAAUGGUAAACUUAGGUCCAUUCCAGUUUCUGAAAUGAAGAGCGAGACUUUGAAGAAAAUGGAUGAAAUGGACGAAACUGGCAAAAAAACUGGUUAUUCGCACGACAGAAAACCUGUGUAUGGGAGCAAAAAUAUGACAAUUCAAGGUGUGAUGAUGUUCAACAAAAUUCCUGGAAAACUACCAGCGCCAUCAUGUUUAAAGCUGUUUUUUGAGGAUAUCUCAUUUCAAGAUGUUAAGUCUGUUCUAUAUGCAGCAGAGACGUGGGAUAUGUCAGGCAUCGAGUUGCAGCAGAAAUUUAAAUACUCAUUUCUGACCAAAAAGCCAAAAGACUUGAAAUCUGUGUACAGCGUGGGCAUUGUUCUCAAUGUUGGUUGGUGCCCUGGUAACGAAACAACUUCUUGGAUUCGAAACAAUGAUUAUCUUUCGGAUAGUUCACUCAAAGUCCCAUUGAAAGAAGAUGAAGACACAUAUAUAAGAGAUAUUCCCAUUGUCUUUUAUUGCAGAGGACCAACAUGCACAGAAAAGGGACUGCCUGUUCCUGCUACUACUGAAGCCCCUCCUUCUACCGAAAACCCAGACAUUGUGGCUCCAAUCAGGCAGCUUGAUGAUUCGUCUGGUAAGGGAGAAUCCAGCAAAAAGGAUCCAAAAACUGAAGGGGAAACGAAGAAGGUGUCAACAGAAGAGAAGCCAAAACCUUUGCCAGUAUCGCCUCCCUUGAUAGAGCCAAUUAAGCCAAGGCGUCACAGCAAGUGCAUCGAUUACGAAACUAAAAUUGAGUAUAACAUUGGUGAUGAAUGGUACGGUUCUGAUGAUUGCAUCCACUGCACUUGUAGUAGAGACGGCUAUCCAGUGUGUUCGUCGCCCAUGUGUGCACUGCCGUUUUGUAGAACCGGGCCUGCAAGGCCUCAAAAGGGAAGAUGCUGCCCUGUGUGUCCCGAACAUCACGUCUGUAAGAAGUCAAACGGAAGGGUGGUGGUUGAACACGAGAGGUGGCAGGAAAACAAUUGCAGUGUAUGUGAAUGCACUACAAAAGGCAUCGUUUGUGUGGAUCCAAGCUCAGUGAAACAGAACUGCAAACGGCGUCAGCGGUGGAAUGGGAAAUGCGAGCCGAUCUGUAUUGAUGAUAUAAUUCCACCCCGCAAACUGGAGAAGCCCAAGUUUUGCAAUAAACCUGAUGGAACAGCUGUUUCAUUUGCCUCUGAAUGGAAUAUUGACAACUGUACGGCAUGUAGAUGCACGCGGUCUUAUGGUGUCCUAUGCAGAUCUCCGGAUUGCGAUUUCACUGAUAACAAUUGCCAGAAACUGGUGGAUGUACCUGGAGAAUGCUGUCCGGCUUGCCAGCUAAAAAAAUGUCAUCAUCGCUACCGUUACUACUCUGAAGGCGAAAAAGUAAUCAAAGACGACCGCCGUACCGUAUGUGAGUGCAAAGAGGGUGAUUGGUCUUGUGACGACCCACCAACCGAUGAAAAAGAAUUGCCAUGAUGACUGACAUUCAGAAUUAUUAGACAUUUUGUGAAGAUUUUCAUUUUUAUCACCGUAGUGGUUAAAUUUUUACUAUUGACAGUGUAAGUCAGAAUAAAUGUCCUCGCGACUACUAAGGACAUUUUUUUUCUGUCAUACGUCGAUCACGUUUUUCAUGUUAUAAGGAGAGAUAUAUUAGGCCUGCAUUUUUCUGUUUUUGUCAAAAUGUUGUGUUUCAAAAUGACAGCAUGCGUCACAAUAAAAUGAAACCUUUCAAAAGAAUGAUCAAGUGAAGACUGGAUUCUUUUAAAACCAUAACAACAGAACCUUAAGAAACACUGUUAAAAUUUUGCGUACCCUUGCAAAAACCUCGAACUUUAAUUUACCUAAUAUUUCAAAGUGACUUAAACUUUAGUAAAACUCGAUCUUUGCUUAUUAUCGUAAAAUAAGCAUAUCCUCAAGUGGUUUGUUUUUUUAUACCUAGAUUAUUGGAGAUCUGUAUUAUAAUUUUUCUAUUCAUUUAGAAUGAAUUAAACUAUUUUCGACAAAA
Messenger RNA from Rhopilema esculentum, 5083 nucleotides. RefSeq lists its product as uncharacterized. Gene Ontology annotation, cellular component: extracellular region. Gene Ontology annotation, molecular function: serine-type endopeptidase inhibitor activity; protein binding. The record is from RefSeq and is a predicted model, not a curated record. Lineage: Eukaryota; Metazoa; Cnidaria; Scyphozoa; Rhizostomeae; Rhizostomatidae.